Drosophila innubila is the source of this 822-nucleotide messenger RNA. RefSeq lists its product as uncharacterized. The transcript is spliced from 2 exons. NCBI's taxonomy places the organism in Eukaryota, Metazoa, Arthropoda, Insecta, Diptera, Drosophilidae. The record is from RefSeq and is a predicted model, not a curated record. The coding region runs from base 24 to 473 and encodes 149 amino acids.
UAAUUUUCUAAAUUUCGGUAAAAAUGAUUAAAAAUCCAAUUUGCGAAACAUUUACAAAUUUACCUGUGAAAUUUGAUAUUGAAAAACUUGCUGCCGAAUUUAAACCAAGAGAUAAAAAAGAAAAUGUCGAAGCAUCGAAAUCUCCCCAAGAUUUUCUUAAUACUCCCGACAAUAACUGGGUAGUGUUGCCAAUGUUUAGCAAUUACUUGGAUCACUUGAAGCCAUAUCUAUCUUGUCGAACCAACAAGUACAUGCGAUGCCGCUAUAGAAAAUUCCUUGACAAUGUUCCCGAUAGCUAUGUUUCUGUAUCUUUAUAUGGAGCAAACGUCAGCAAUCAACCUUAUCCAAGAAGAAAGUCUCUAACUGGUCAAUUUUAUGGUGUUGAUUUUAAAUUGGCGCCCGUUCCAGCUUCAGCAGAUCCCCGUAGUCCAUUGGCGACUAGGCCAGCCAAAUUAAAACGCCAUUCUGGAUAGUCAAGGUCGGAUGAAAUGGUUUCAUCACAGAAGAGUUAUUUCAAAUAUCAAAUUCGAGAUAAACGACAUUUAAUAAUUUAAAAAUUACCGCCAAAUGACCGAUAAUUUCUAUCGGUUGCAAUAAAUAUCGAACAGAUACAGACUGAAAAUCAACACAAGAUAGGCAACCCUAACAGUGCUCACACGGAAAUUUGGCAACACUGUUCGAUCAAUUGAGACGAAAAAUGUUUACAAAAUGCAUUAAUUGUUGUGGCUUAAUAAUUAUUUAUGUUCUAUUUGCAUGCCUUUUGGUCGAAAACUGUGGCAAGUAUCAAAUUUAGUGUAUUUAUCAUAAAGUUUACGUAAAUAA